Molecule: messenger RNA, 5565 nt
Organism: Trichoderma asperellum CBS 433.97
Lineage: Eukaryota; Fungi; Ascomycota; Sordariomycetes; Hypocreales; Hypocreaceae
Source: RefSeq, a predicted model, not a curated record
CGAAUACCUCCUCAUCUGGAUUCUAGCUUCAUUCACGCCGUGGCUGGCCCUGCGCUUAAUCCCCUGCAAACACAGACCCAGGUCUGGGAAUGACAUACUUUCUUUGCAGCAGAUGUCCAGGCAUAGGAAAGCUGGCUUCUAACCAACGGCUUCGACCUUUGCUGGCACAACAUCGCCGACCCCAGCACGUCUAGCGUUGAUGCUGUGUCCUCGCCUGACCCGCUGAAUGAACCCACUAUAUCGUUUCCUAGCUUUGAGCCUCAGUCCGCGUCGCGACGCGUCACGCGCAGCCAGCGAUCGCAAAAAUCCCCAUCGCAAGUCGAGGCACCCAGAAUACAGAUUAUUCAGUUGGAAGGAGGGGAAUCUUCGUCGCCACAGCGGUUACUGGUCACGGUCGAGACGGAGGGCCAUCGAGCCGACGACAAGAUGGCCACAGCUUCGAGCGGCACGAGGAGGAAGCUGUUUAGGUCCCCGGUACCUCAGUCGCCCACAGUGCGGCGCAUUGGCGAUGAUACCAUCACAACCUCAGUCCCGCUGAGGGAAUCCGGCGAAGAUGAGCUCACAACAGCGACGACACCAGGGAGGAGACGGAGCCGCCCUCGAUUACUCAACGGAACACCCAUGCCGGCUGCGGGGGUGAAGAGGAGGGCAGGAUCACCGAUCAGUCGAAACCCACGCCGUCAACGCACCGAGAGAUUCACAGGAGGAAAUGAUACAGAGCUACACCUUGACGAGAAGGAGAAUAUUGAAUCCAUGACGCCAAAAUCCCCGAGACGAGGGCGUCCACCCAAAAAUCCGGCAAAUGUCCAAUCCACCACGCCAAAAGCAUCCCCAAGACGAGGACGUCCUCCCAAAAACCCAGUUGUCGAACCAUCUAGCGGGCUUGACACUACGAAAAGAGGGCGGAGGCGGCGAGCAAUGGCGCCCGAUGAAUUGGUCGAAAUAGCUGAGGAAGCGAAAGCAGCAGCGGAAAGGAGCUUUGUGCAGAAUAGCGGCAGGACAAUUGAAGCAAACAGAGCAAAUUCCGCACUUGCUCACUCGGAACAGCAGGUCGAAGUUGAUGCAGUCUCCAACGCAGAUGCAGCAUCCGAUAUAUGGAUGAGAACAAUAGUCGACGAAGCGACACCUAGACCCGCGGUACGACCUUCAGCCACACAGUCGCCUUCAAAAGGCAGAUCGACAGGCGGUAGUGUGAGAAAGAGAAAGGCCGACCGAAGCUAUCAUGCUCCAGAAACUAGCGAUCACUCUUCCGUGGAUGACCAACCUAAUGACUUUAGCUCCCAGAAUAACGAUACGAUCGCACAAGGCGAAGACUUUAGUAUGAUCUUCAUGGAUUCUAUUCCGUCUUUUCAAGGGAACCUCAGCGCCAACGGCACCUUCAUGUCCACACUACAUGAAGACGAAGAGCUUGGCGAGGAGACACACAUUAUCAUUAACAACACUCUGGCAUCCCUCAGGCGAGAAGUUGCGCAGACCAGUGACCCAGUAGAGGAUGUUACGGAAACCAUCGCGAUCCCUGACAUCCCGGAGACCGAAGAACCAGCAGAAGAGGUAUUUGUCCCGAUUAUACGGGAAUCUGCUAGAAGUGUGCGCCUGAGCUUGAGUCCAUGGUGGUCCCGGAAGCCUAAGAAGAUGGGCACAUCACCACUUAAGCACCAGGCCUUGAUGAGAUCAGCCGCAAAACGAUCAGGGAGAAUAUUCAGCGUAGAGCAUACGGAAGAGCCGACACCGACUAAGGCUGGUAAACAGACGGCGUCCACGUACUCUCGCGAACAGCACCCGAAUGUUUCUAGCGAUUCAUUUUCUGAGAUUCCUCAGAAUUACCUCGAUGCUCCGACCCCCAAGCCUAUAAACUUUGCUGCCCCUCAAGCUGACCGGGAAGUCGAUUUGAUGAAAUUCGGAUUGGAGGGGGGGGAUGAGGGCCAGGUUGAGCUGGAACAUGCUCAAGAUAUUGACGAGCCGCAGGAGGAAGAGGAGCCGCAGGAGGAAGAGAAACUCCAAGAGGAAGAGGAACUCCAAGAGGAAGAGGAAGAGGAACUCCAAGAGGAACUCCAAGAGGACCUGGAGGAAGUGGUGGAGGAAGAACCGGUAGAGGAACUGGAAGAAGAACCAGCGGAAGAAAACGCCACAAGAGGGAGCGUACUGGGUGGUAUGAUAGGAUAUCUUAGGAGAAGACUGUCAACCUUUGAGAUGAGCUCACCCGUGCGUCAUGUCAUUGAAGAAGAGGGAGAAGAGGAGGAGGGCGAAGAAGCAGAAGAAGACAACCAGUACGACGAGCACGAAGAAUACGAAGAGCAAGAAGAACCGGAUGAGCAGCAGCACGAACAACAUUACGAAGAGCAGUACAAAGAGCAACGCGAAGAGCCUGGGCAUGAAGAGGAUUUGCAAGAGCAGAGGCUCGAUUCCGAUUUGCCAGAAUUAGAGGAAGAAAAAGAAUAUGAAUUAGGGGGAUACGAAGACGAGGAGCCGGAAACAGUUGAAGAGCAUGAGGAACAGGCAGAAGUGGAGGACCUUGAAGAGCAUCAAGAGGAGCUCGAGACCCAUACCCCAGAAGAGGAGGUGGAAGAAUACGCCGAGCAAGAAGAGGAUAUUGAGGAAUACCCAGCACAUGAGGAGCACGAGGACCAACAGCAGGACGACCAUGAACAUGAAGUCAACGAAGAUCGCGAAGAUCACGAAGACCAAGAGGAAUAUCCAACGACUUUUCAGAUACACGAGUUCUCAGACCGUAUGAGAGCAGGUAAUCAUACGCACGAGCAGCCAGAUCGCGAUGACAUUCAUAUUGACGAAGAAAUGCGUUCCAUUUCUCCGGAACAACCACCUGAGCAGCUAGAGCCUACGCCAGAGCGGGAAGAGCAGCCAGCAAAGGUCACGCCCCUCCAUCAGAUGUCAUCGCCGCUGCAGGAGCCUCAAUCUCUGCCACAAGAACAAGUACCGGAGAAAGCAGUACGAUCUAACUUCUCUUCCAUUAUGCGAGCUGGCCGAGUUUUACAAAGCGUUACUUCCGACCCUCCUUCCCCACGAGUCCGAGAGAUGUCCCUAGGAAGCCCAUUCAGAAGCUCCGCAAACAAAGAGCCGUCAUACACCUCCAAAGAAGACAGGCACCAACUUUUAAGCAAAAGUCCACCACAGCCGAUGAAUUUUGGUAGUAGCCAGUUGACUGCUGUCAAGGUACCUGUAAACUAUGGAGCUACUGCUGAGAUUCAGGCUUUUGGUAUGAAUGCAAAUGGUAUGGACCCUGCAUACGGCCACGGCACAAGGGAUUUCGCGCAUAAGAAACGACUGUUAUCAAGAGAAUCGAUAGCAAGUUCUUUGGGCAACACUCCAUCGAGUAACGGUGCCGCGCACUGGGCGGAAAAUGAGGGGCCCUCAAGCCCUAGCGUGAGGAGAGAGAGAUCAUUACUACAAGCAGCGCGUUCAUCGGUUAUGAGAAAUACGAUUCGUCUUGGUCAGGUUGACGGUGCUGCAGAGGAAUUAGAUAUGGCCGAGGAAGAGGAGCAAGUGGCAGAAGAACAAAUGGAAGAAGAACAGGUGGAAGAGGAGCACAUGGAAGAUGAGUACAUGGAUGAACAAGAAGUGGACGAAGAGCAAGCGGGAGAGGAAGAAAUAGGAGAGCAGCAUAUGGAUGAACAAGAAGUGGAGGAGGAGCAUGCGGAUGAAGAAGUGGAAGAGCAAAUUGAAAAUGGACAGCAUGAAGAGGAACAGGAAGAGCAGGAGGUAGAAGGGGCAGGAGAAGGAGAAGAAGAAGAAGAAGAUGAUGACGAUGACGAUGACGACGAUAUCGAUAUUUGGGAGUACGAAGCUCAGCGGGAGGUACCACCUCGUCCGGAACUACCUCAUCAAGCAUUGCAGUCUACGACGGUGUCUAUAGCACAAGGCCAUAACGUGGUACCGGGUCCUUCAACAUCCUGGAGAGAUACACAGCAAGCAACCGCCAAAUUUCCUACUGAUGUGUCAAAGACUGCUCAAGUGAAGCGGACAAUCGACCGGCACUCCAACGAGAAUGUUGGAGAUGAAGAACUUUCUCCAAUUUCACGGAAUCAACAGGACAAAGAGCCAGAAACUGCGACCAAAUCCAAGCGAUUUGACCUAUCAUCCUUUUUUUCCUCGCCAGCGGCGAUCACAGGAAUAUUGGCUGAGAAAUUUCGGUCGGUGAAACACCAAGCUCCUGCCCAGCCAACUCAACAAGCAGAGUCUACCAAACCUAGACAGGAGCCCCCAGCGAUGUCCCCCACAUCGAUAUUUCCGAGACUUCCAAAUGUUACUGGACAGCCAAGCCUUCAUCGUGCAAAUCCUAUAUCUUCACCAAUUCUCUCUGAUCCACUAGAUGAUGAUGAUCGUACGAAUGAACGCUCUUCAUCACCAGCCUCUCCCGAAAGAUCUCAUCUUACUACCAUUUCUCAGAAGCAAAAUUUUAUGCCGCGGCCAAGGCAGGCCAGUAACCCACUCUUCCAGCCCACUUCAUCUCAUGCUGCGGCGACUCCACCGAGGACGCAGUUGACUCAUGAAGAUAUUCAGAAGUGGCAACAACAAACAUCGAAUGCCGAUGAAAACUCGUCGAACUCUCGACCUUUACUGAGGCCGUUACCAUCAAAACAUGCCUCACCAAAGAAAUCAAGUCUCCGAUCUCCUCUAAAGCCACAUACACCAGGGCGGGUUGUUGAGUUCACAAGCAAUGUGCUAUCACCUGCAGAGCAAGCUCGACUUCGCGAACUCCGUAACCGAGCAAACGAAGACGUGUCAGGGGAGGAUAUUAGCGUUGUCCCUACUACAUCAACCCGAGUAGAGCCGCGUGCAGGCAAGGGAAGUAUGGCUAGUAGGCAACAGCAGAAACAGCCGCCAACAAUUGUUCCAUCAAGGAUUAUCAAACCUGCGGGCAUAACAAAGAAACGACCAACAAAGAGGCGUCGGAGACGGGAGCCGCCCUCAGAGACGGUUUGGACGCGUCAACACUGGUUAUUCCUUGACACACUCCUACAAAUGCGGCGAAAGAGCCCCUUUAGCGAAAAGUACGCGCCAGUCUCUCAAAAAUACCUCGGAAAAACGAUCACUAGCAUGGGCGAAUCCAUGGUACUAGAGAAAUGGCACCUCGAAUGCAUCGACGCCUUUAAGUCUCAAAUCGGCGGCUGGGAUGAAGGCGAACUCGCUAAAAGAUUAUUUGCGCUCAUUCUCGGAGAAGCGAAACGCCGUCGAAGCUCUAUGAAUCGGUCUCCCGGAGUUAUAUUCCAUUGAUUGAAAUUAGGAUGAGAGAGAGUUAGAGGUUGCUUUCUAGCCUAUUGACUUUUUUGUUCUAUUACUGCUGUCAAGUUUGCUUUUUUACGGCGGCAGAUUGGCACAAAGCCAAUUUUUUUUUUUCUGUGUGUGUUAAAAUUUUGAUAUAGCAUUUCACCGGUGUUGGAAACCAAGGAUCAGGAAUGAAAAUGAACUAUGCAUGAGUGGCGUUGGAAAACGGAACGGGUUUCGAUUAACGUUUUUGGUUUGGCUCCGGUUUGGUUUGCUUCUUCAUCAUGUUGUAUUUAAAGGGAAAAGAUACCACUUUGGCGGUUCUGGCUGUUUGUCUCUCAC